Talaromyces atroroseus is the source of this 1083-nucleotide messenger RNA. RefSeq lists its product as hypothetical. The transcript is spliced from 6 exons. Lineage: Eukaryota; Fungi; Ascomycota; Eurotiomycetes; Eurotiales; Trichocomaceae. The coding region runs from base 1 to 1083 and encodes 360 amino acids. The record is from RefSeq and is a predicted model, not a curated record. Gene Ontology annotation, molecular function: heme binding; oxidoreductase activity, acting on paired donors, with incorporation or reduction of molecular oxygen; iron ion binding.
AUGGACCUGUCUACCGCAUUUGGUCAGGAUGCAGUCCCGAAAUUGGCCCAAAAUACGCCUUUCCUUCUAGAUACGGCCGAGGAGUUUCUGAAGCAGAUCAGACAGAACGAAACAGGCGUCGUUCAGAUAUGCGCUGCAAAUUCAUUCUCCCGGUUUCCGUUCAUGGCCACAGCUGAGUAUUUAUAUAGCCCGUUAAAAGACUCCGAAAAGGAAGAGCUCUGGUCUCUUGGGCAGCAGAGCCUUGCUCUCAUGGGCAGCGUUCUGGCAGGCGGCGUUUUCCGCUUUGAAGUAUCGCGUUGGCUAAAGCCUCAGGUAUACAAACAACUCGCUCAAUUCGAGAAGGAUUGGGUCAAUUUAAAUGAGCGUAUUGUGCAAGCGAGGAGAGCUUCUAGCGAACCAUCAGCAACAGUCAUCGUUCAAGCAUGGGAAGCAAUGGAGGCGGGGAUUAUCUCGAAGAAAGAGAUGAUUCAAACUUUGAGUGAAAUGCUGUUUGCCAACCUCGAUGUUUCUACUCAUGUUCUGAGCUGGCUGGUCAUUUUUCUCGCCAAGCACACAGAUAUCCAGCGAGAACUUCGGCAAGAGAUUAAAACAAACACCAAAUCGCUGAUGGAGCUAUGUGGGAAGAAGGAUUCAUUGCUUCAUCGCUGUUUCUUGGAAUCGAUACGCCUUCGGCCAUUUACUGUCUUCACAAUCCCGGAAAGGUCACCUCAAACCAAGAUCCUUGGAGGAUAUAUUGUCCCGCCUAAUACCAGUGUUGUUGUUGAUACUUUGUCAAUCAAUCACAAUCCCCAGUUCUGGGGCGAUGAUUGUACUGAAUUUAACCCAAGGCGAUUGCAGAAGCUGCCAUUAACGGAUCUUCGAUACAACUUGUUCACUUUUGGCUUUGGCUCACGAAAAUGCCUGGGGCAACAUUUUGCAGAGGCAAUGAUGAAAGCUUUUAUUUGUCAGUUGCUUGUGCAGUACGAGAUUGGUCUUCCAAUAACCGACAACAAGGCGGGCAUCGACUCUGGUACUCACAGAAAGGACACUUGGGUUCCUAUUUCAAAUAUUCACAUAACCCUAUCAUCGCUUGAGGACAACUAG